Messenger RNA from Emericellopsis atlantica, 890 nucleotides. RefSeq lists its product as uncharacterized. Gene Ontology annotation, molecular function: mRNA binding. The coding region runs from base 76 to 735 and encodes 219 amino acids. Lineage: Eukaryota; Fungi; Ascomycota; Sordariomycetes; Hypocreales; Bionectriaceae. Gene Ontology annotation, biological process: regulation of mRNA splicing, via spliceosome. The record is from RefSeq and is a predicted model, not a curated record. The transcript is spliced from 2 exons. Gene Ontology annotation, cellular component: nucleus.
CCUUAUCACCAUCCCGAAAUCCCACUCGCGCUGGAUUUCUCCUCCAACAACACCAUCCACAUCCAAUCACCCAUCAUGUCGUGGCGCAGCCAAGGCAUCACCGGCUCGAACAACAUCCCUCUCGGCAACCGACGCCGCUUUGGAGGCGACGAUGGCGACGACGUCGCCAGCAGCGGCACGCCCGACCGCGAUUUGAAGCGCGGGCGCGACCCUGAACCUCGUGGCGAUGCCGACGGCCCCCGUCGUCGCAAAAAGCGCAACAGAUGGGGCGAUCAAUCCGAGAACAAGGCCGCUGGCCUCAUGGGUCUGACGACUGCGAUCAUGGGUAGCAUGACUGCUGAGCAGCUUGACGCCUACGCGCUGCAUCUGCGCAUCGAGGAAAUCAGCCAGAAGCUGCGCAUCGACGACGUCGUGCCUGCAGAUGGUGAUAGGUCUCCUUCGCCACCUCCUCAGUACGACAACCACGGUCGUCGUGUCAACACUCGCGAGUUCCGCUACCGCAAGAAGCUUGAGGAUGAACGCCACAAGCUCAUCGAGCGCGCCAUGAAAACCAUCCCCAACUACCAUCCGCCUCAAGACUACCGUCGUCCCACCAAGACACAGGAGAAGGUCUACGUCCCGGUCAACGACUAUCCGGAGAUUAACUUCAGUAUGAUUGCUAACCCUAACCAUCUCACCUCUAACCCUGUCUUGUCCUUCCCCUGUUCUAGUUCUCUGGUGGUGUGCCGAGUGUGAUUUGCAGAAGAAAUCCUCGGGCGAGAGCAAAGAUUUCCUAACCACCGUCUAACCCUUCUAACAAAGAAAAACCUUGAUACUAACACAUAGCGCCUUCAAGUUGGUCUACUUAUCGGCCCCCGUGGAAACACGCUGAAGAAGAUGGAGAACGAUUC